Molecule: messenger RNA, 672 nt
Organism: Sinocyclocheilus anshuiensis
Lineage: Eukaryota; Metazoa; Chordata; Actinopteri; Cypriniformes; Cyprinidae
Product: polyubiquitin-like
Exons: 2
Coding region: 92-559 (155 amino acids)
Molecular function (GO): protein binding
Source: RefSeq, a predicted model, not a curated record
CGCAUUCACCUUCACCCGCAGAUUUUCUACGAAGAAAAGGACGCGUAUAAUUUCAGAAGCAUUUUCAGAGUCCACAAGCUUUUUUUAAAAGAUGCAGAUCUUUGUCAAAACCCUCACUGGUAAGACCAUCACCCUUGAGGUUGAGCCAAGCGACACAAUUGAGAACGUCAAGGCUAAGAUCCAGGACAAAGAAGGCAUUCCCCCUGACCAGCAGAGGUUGAUCUUUGCCGGCAAACAGCUGGAAGAUGGCCGCACAUUGUCUGACUACAACAUCCAGAAAGAGUCCACUUUGCAUCUUGUGCUGCGUCUCAGGGGAGGCAUGCAGAUCUUCGUCAAGACCUUGACAGGCAAGACCAUCACCCUUGAGGUUGAGCCAAGUGACACCAUUGAGAACGUCAAGGCUAAGAUCCAGGAUAAAGAAGGUAUUCCCCCUGACCAGCAGAGGUUGAUCUUUGCCGGCAAACAGCUGGAAGAUGGUCGCACAUUGUCUGACUACAACAUCCAAAAAGAGUCCACCUUGCAUCUGGUGUUGCGUCUCAGGGGAGGUUCAGAUAUUUAAACUGACAAUAUCAGGGAUGGACAUUUGAUUAUUUCAGUAUCCCCUGCUCAUGCACUCACCACUUUUCUCCCCUCUUCUCUCCAUACUUUAUUACUGAAUCCCAUUACAUUUUA